AUGGAAGCCAGAGAUAACUUAGGAAGAACGCCUUUACAUAAAGCGGCAUCUGAGGGAAAAAUGGAUAUUUUGAAGGCCCUUCUGGAUUUAGAUAUAGACGUAUGGGCGAUAGACAAACAGAGCAAUACUGCGCUUCAUCUUGCAGCUAGUCGUGGUCAGGUGAACGCAUUGAGGAAACUCCUUUCCAAUGGCGCAAAUAUCGAAGCUAGAAAUAGUUUCGGUUGGACUUCCCUCCACUGGGCGUCCCGAAACGGGUGUAUUGAUGCUAUGAAAAUGCUGAUGGGAGCUGGAGCAGAUAAAGACGCAAGAGAUAAUGAUGGGGAAACGCCGUUGCAUUUGUCAACAUGGUAUAACCACACGGAAGCUGUGAAGACGCUUCUGUCAGCCGGGGCUGCAGUGCGUGUGAGAGAUACGAGUGAUAUUACGCCACUGCAUUACGCAGCUUCGCUCGGCCACCAAGGAAUCGUAAAGCUGUUACUGGAUUAUGGAGCUGACAAGAAUGCUAGAGACAAGGAUGGCGAUAGUCCUCUAGGAAUUGCGUUGCGUUUGAGUUAUACUGAAGUCCCAGUUCAUGACUUAACCAUUGGUGUUGAAUUUGGUGCUCGAAUGGUAACAAUUGAUGGUAAACACAUAAAACUUCAGAUUUGGGAUACUGCUGGUCAGGAAGCAUUUCGCUCGAUUACGCGUUCUUAUUACAGAGGAGCUGCUGGUGCCUUGUUAGUGUAUGAUGUGACGAGGCAGGAAACAUUCAAUCACCUGUCUUCAUGGCUUGACGACGCUAGGCAGCAUUCGAAUUCCAAUAUGGUCAUUAUGUUGAUUGGUAAUAAAAGUGAUCUUGAAUCUAGGAGAGAAGUUAAAAAGGAAGAUGGAGAGGCUUUUGCCAGAGAACAUGGAUUAGUCUUUAUGGAGACAUCUGCUAAAACUUCGGCAAACGUUGAAGAAGCCUUUAUGAAUACAGCAAAAGAAAUUUAUGAAAAGAUUCAAGAGGGUGUUUUCGAUAUAAAUAAUGAAGCAAACGGAAUAAAAAUAGGUCCUCAACAUUCUCCGGGUUCAACUCUGUCUGGUGAUGGAAAAACAUCAACACGGAACUCUGCAUGCUGCUGA
Nezara viridula (southern green stink bug) is the source of this 1104-nucleotide messenger RNA. The record is from the annotation of a GenBank genome assembly. Lineage: Eukaryota; Metazoa; Arthropoda; Insecta; Hemiptera; Pentatomidae.